CGCAGCCCGAAGGACCUCGGUUUAGUUCAUCUCCAGGCGCUUGACGCGGCGGGUUACCGAGAGGGGUUGCGGCGCUCGUGGCACAAGGGUUGCGUGCGUGGUCGUACGUCGUCUCGUUUCCACCCUCUCGCACACACACACACACACACACAUAUAUAUAUAAUAUAUAUAUAUACUACACACACGCCCGCGCGCCCACACACACACAUACGCCUGGUUCUCCUUCCAGCCGCGCUUGUCCGACUUUGCGAUCACCUAUGUUUGUACCAACUCACAGUCGCAAGCCGGACAGGUGAAUCGUCCUAAGUUCAGGAUGAAGCGAGAGUGGUAAAUCCCGCUCGCACCUUGCCGCACACUUACACUGCCACGACCCCCAUCCAUCCUGGUUGAUCUGCUCACGAAUCGCCCGAGAAACUCGACGACAACGACACUGGCAAGGAUGAACGUGGCACCGCGACGAAGACAGCUCGCUGGUUAUCGGCCACCCACGAAUCGGUCGGCCCACCACGUGGAUUGCGGUCUCGUGCGGCUUAGCUCGCUGGGACCAACACUCGCGCUCCUCGUCCUCGUCCUCGCGUUCGGUACCACCGCCUACGCGUCCUACGAGACGCAGGGGCCCAGUUUCGUCACGGAACCAUCGUCUAAGGUGGAGUUCACUAAUGUCAACGGUGGCCGGGUAGACUGCACCGUCCGUGGAAAUCCGCUGCCCACCGUCGACUGGCUGGCGGCGGACGGCAGCAGCAUAACGAGCAUCGUCGCCAUCAGACACGUUUUUGGCAACGGGACGAUAUACUUUCCCGCCUUUGAGGCUGAAGCCUUCCGGCAGGACGUCCACUGGGCCAUUUACAAGUGCUCAGCCGUCAACAGCGUCGGCGCGAUCGUUAGCAGAGACGUCACCGUCAGAGCAGUGGUGAACCAGCGUUACGAUCCGGAAGUGCAGAGUCCUAACGGCUUCCUUGGCAAUAACGUGCUGGUGCGCUGCAUCGUGCCCAGUUUCGUCCGCGAUCACGUCACCGUCACGUCUUGGCUUCAGGAACCAGCUUUCAAUAUUUACCCCUCCACGAUGGGCGAUGGCAAAUAUCAUAUGCUGCCGACCGGCGAAUUGAUGAUAAUCAAUAUUACGCGAAGCGACGCGCAGAUGACUUACCGGUGCAGGACGCAUCACCGGCUAACUCAGGAAACCGUCGUCAGCAGCAAUGUAGGGCGAGUGCAACUGACUGAGAUCCGUGGCUCCAUGCCGCCCAUAAUAAACGAGAAGCUGGUGUACAUGUCGGCCCGCCUGAAGGAUACCGUCGUGAUCCCCUGCGUGGCUUACGCCAAUCCCACCCCGGUCAACAGAUGGUACUGCAACAGGAAUCAGCGGGAGGAGCCGAUCGAGGAGUCGUCGGGCCAUUACGUGGCGCGAGACGGUUCCCUGAUCAUCCAGAACGUCGAGGAGAACGACGCCGGUUCCUACAUGUGCGUCGCCAGCAAUUCCGAGGGCAGCGAAACUUUGGAGAUCAGAUUAACGGUGUCCGCGCCGUUAAGUGUUCAUGUGCAGCCGACGAUACAGACCGUCGAUCUGGGGAAAUCCGCCUAUCUGACGUGCACGGCAAGUGGAUUUCCGCAAGCGGCGCUCUAUUGGCUGAAGGACGGUCAGCCAUUGAGAACGGGCGCCCGCGUAAGGACCGUCUCCAGCGAGCGCAUUUCCGUGACGUCGGUUGCGCGAGAGGACCGCGGCAUGUACCAGUGCUUCGUGCGGAACGAAUACGAAAUGGCUCAAGGAAUCGCGGAGUUGCGCUUAGGGGAGAUCGCGCCGCAGCUGGUCUACAGGUUUAUUGAACAGACAAUGCGGCCCGGUCCAUCGGUUUCUCUGAAAUGCAGCGCCGCAGGUAAUCCCACGCCGCAAAUUUCUUGGCUGCUGGAUGGGUUCGAGCUCCCGCAAAACGACAGGCUCCUGAUUGGCCAAUACGUGACCGUGUACGGGGAUGUAAUAUCGCACGUUAAUAUCACGACCGUGAAGGCGGAAGACGGCGGCGAAUAUGAGUGCAUCGCCAGCAGCCGCGCCGGCAAAAGCCGGCACUCAGCACGGCUCAAUAUUUACGGACUACCACAUGUCAGGCGGAUGCCACCCGUUUCAGCGGUGGCGGGGAAGCAACUGUAUAUCAAGUGCCCCGUAGCCGGUUAUCCCAUUGAAUCGAUAGUGUGGGAGAAAGGGGACGUAAAACUCCCUACCGACAUCAGGCAAAGAGUGGCCAACGGUACCCUGUUCAUCGACACCGUGCAACGCAACGCCGAUCAGGGCACAUACACAUGCACUGCCAAGAACAAACACAAUUAUACAUCGCAAGGCUCAGUCGAAGUGCGUGUUCUAGUGCCACCUAAAAUCACGCCUUUCAGUUUUGCUCGCGAUUUAAACGUAGGGGACCGCACUAGCGUACAGUGCGUGGUCGUGACCGGCGACCUACCACUGACGUUCACGUGGCUCAAAGAUAACGUCCCGAUAGAGACGUUCAGGACGUUGCCGUCGUCGCAGGAUGCGCCGUCGAGCAGCCGCGGUCGUUCGCCGGCCGGUCCUGGGGACGCGACGAUUAAGGGGGCCCCCAAGCUCAGGGGCCCUACUACUACCGUGACCGCAUCCGGCGCCGGGCAUGACGAAGCGUCCCCCUCGUCCCUCCAGAGAAAGAGCAUUACCGUCCGGCAAUAUGACGCUUUUACCAGCGCCCUGAGCAUUAGCACGAUCGCACCCGCGCACAAUGGCACGUACACCUGUCGCGUGGCCAAUGGCGCUGCAACCGUCGCUCAUUCUGCACUCCUUCACGUCAACGUACCGCCAAGGUGGACCGUGGAACCUAUCGACCAGAACGCGGUUGUAGGUCACGGCGUCUCCAUCGCCUGUCAGGCCGAAGGAUUCCCCAUUCCGACUGUGACUUGGAAGCAAUCUAUCGGUGAAACUCCGGGUGACUACAGGGAGCUGGGAUAUGGCGGCACGGAGGGCGUCGGGGUGGCCAGAAACGGAUCUUUGGUGAUCCCGCGGGUAUCGCGAGAUCACGCUGGAUUCUACCUAUGCCAGGCGAGCAAUGGGAUCGGGCCCGGCCUCAGCAAGCUCAUUCGGCUAACGGUUCAUGCGGGUCCCCAGGUCACAGUGAGGACGAGGCAAGAAUCGGUGCGACGAGGGGAGCCUGCGAUAUUGCGCUGCGAGGCCGAAGGAGAUGCACCUCUUGAUCUCAGCUGGCGUGCUCGUGACAGCAAGAUCGAUCCUAAUUAUGACGUUAGGUACGCGGUCGACAACACUGUGGAUGCUUCGGGACGCGUCACCACCGAGCUGCGGAUCGUGCAGGCGAGCCACAUGGACCGCGGUGACUACAUUUGCGUCGCCGCGAACGCCUACGGCCACGACAAGGCGACGAUCCACCUGCUGGUGCAGGAGCCACCCGAUUUCCCACGUAAUCUGCACGUGACCGAGCAGGGUAGCCGAUCGAUCAUGUUGGCCUGGUCGUCACCGGCGAACGAUCGGGAUGUGAAUCGUGCCAGCUCGCCCAUCAUCAACUACAUCGUGCAAUACAAGGAGGCCCAAGACGUGUGGCAUGAGCACAACACGCAGCAGCUGGUAGCCGGAGACAACACGGUCGCUCUGGUAUCGUCCCUAAAACCCGCGACUACCUACCACUUUCGAGUGCUUGCGGAAAAUCAUCUUGGAACAUCAGCGCCAAGCGACAUCCUUCAUGUGCAGACGGAUGGCGAAGUGCCCAGUGGAAAACCCAGGCACGUCACCGUGGAACCCCUGGGUCCGCAGCAGCUCAAGAUCACGUGGCAGCCACCGGAUCGAUCCCAGUGGAACGGCGAACUACUCGGAUACACCAUCAGCUACACCAAUCUCGGGGAUGAUCAAUUGAUGAACACGACGCGAGUAGGAAUUACCGGAAAUGGGGACGGCUCGCACGAUUACAGGCUAACCGGCCUGAGGAAAUACACCCAAUAUAGCGUAGUAGUGAAGGCGUUCAACAACAAAGGAGACGGCCCGGGAUCCGAUCCCGUGAUGGCGCAUACGUUCGAGGACGUUCCGAGUGCGCCACCGCAGAAUGUAGCUUGCGCCGCACUGAAUGGUCAGAACAUCCAGGUGACCUGGAAACCACCGCCUUCCGACAAAGUUCACGGGGUCGUGCAGGGGUACAAGCUACUGUACGAGGCAGCGAGCGGCGCCGCGUCGGACUCGCAAACCGGCAGAGAGACGAAAAUCAGUCAUGCACUCAGCACGGUCCUGCACGCGCUCACUCCAUAUACCAACUAUACCGUGCAAGUGCUCGCCUACACCAAGGCCGGGGAUGGCGUCAAGAGCAGCUUCGUGUCCUGCACCACCGGAGAGACCGUUCCCGAUGCACCGGAACGAGUAAAAGCGGUAGUCAGCGGCGAGAAUGCCGUUGUGAUAUCCUGGCUGCCACCUCGACGGCCAAAUGGGCUGCUCAUCCAAUACACCGUUUACAUACGUGUACUGAACCAGGGCAAGGAGGUGAAAAUCACUCAGAGUGUCCUGCCCGCGCAGAAACUGCAUCACGAAACGACCGGCUUGAAGGCACACGAGUCCUACGAGGCGUGGGUUACGGCAUCAACUAAGGUUGGUCAGGGCUCCAGCACGCCGGUUAUCAAACUUGAACCCAGCACCACCGUUCCAGCUGCCAUAAUAUCGUUCGGCGUUGCUAUCGUGGUGCCGUGGCGGGUGGACGUGAACAUGGCAUGCCUGGUCGUCGGCGAUCCGCGGCCGAUCGUCGAGUGGCGGCGUGCCGACAUAAAAUUGCAAAAAGCCGACGUGGGGCCGGACAAUACCCUAACUCUGAGAAACGUGCAGAGAAGCCACGAGGACAGCUACUCGUGCCACGCGAAGAAUUCACUCGGCACGGACGAGAUAACGUACACGCUGCACAUACAAGUACCGCCGACAUCGCCGACUCUGCUGGCGACCGGCACGACGACCGACGCCAUCCAGCUGCAAUGGAAGCAGGGCGACAACGGCGGGGCGCCUAUUAAGGGAUUCCUCCUGGCUUAUCGCCGGGAAUUCGCCGAAUGGGAAGAGGUCAUGUUGGAUAGACGCGCGAGCACGCAUCUGCUCGAGGGUCUGCUGUGUGGUACGCGAUACCAAUUCACCCUCGCGGCGUACAACCGGAUCGGAAGCGGUAGCGCCAGCGACAUACAGACUGCGAAGACCAACGGCUCGCAGCCGAUCCCGCCACCGAAGCACCACUUCGUCAAGCCGAAUCAGACGUUCGUUAUUCUGGAGCUGGCGGCCUGGCAAGACGGCGGCUGCCCGUUGACCUACUUCGUCGUGGAGUACAGAAGGCUGCCCGGGGAUUGGCUGCUCGUGUCCAAUAAUGUGCCGCCGCAGUCGAAAUUUCCCAUCAUGGAUCUAGAGAGCGGCACCAGCUACGAGCUCCGCGUGACAGCUUACAAUAACGCCGGUUCCACCCAGGCCGAGUACCUGUUCAGCACGCUCUCGUUGAACGGCAAUAACCGCUUGCACGAGGAUCAUCCGCACGAGAGCGAGACCACCCCGCUCUACCUUGACGCGCACGUUUUGGCGCCGAGCGUUAUCUCGGUUCUGGCUGUCAUUCUGGCGAUUGCCGGCGUGUGCUUCUGCCUCAAGACACAUCCAGAGAGUUCCGGAGGCGCGAACGAUCCGAGCUCGCAAACACAGGCGGCUUUGGACAACAAACACAAUAUGGAACAGAGAGAGCAGUACUACGCCACCGUCAGGAAACCGGGACAACAGUCGCCUUGCCGCGAGGAAAAUCUCUCGGCGAACCCCAUGAGACAGGCGUUCUUCUACGAGCGCAGCGAGACGAUGCUGCAAGGUGCCCAAUGCGACGUGGACCAGUACACGAAGGUACGAGGUCGGGCGCGACGCAAGUCGAAAUCGUUCAAGUCGGAGUCGGAGGAGUACGACACCCUGGGCUCGGAUAGCGACACGGAGGUCGGCACCAGCAGCCGUACCGAGUCGUCGAAUCACCUGGACGAUUCCGGCCCGACGUCGAUAAUGGCCCGCUCACCGGGGCCGAAUUCCGUCAAUCAACGGGAGCAGCGGCUCGCCCUGGUGCAGCGACCGGUUCAUCAUAAUGUGCUGUACCACACACACGAAUCAAGUACAUCAACCGAGCCGUCACCAAUUUCUGAGAGGAAGACUUUCCCGAGGCUCGAAAAGCAAAGGAGUCGCGGUGGCGCGACAGCGGACGUCGCGAUCGACGGUCGCAUUUCCGGCAUACUGCGACCGGUGCUGAAGCUGUCGGAGUCCGGAGUGCAUUCGUGCUCGCGAGGAGCGUCGCCCAGUCAUCCGGCGCGUCCCGGUUCCUACGACAGGCUGGAGAAGGAGUCGUCGAGCACGAGGAAGUCCGUCGAGUCGCUGUGCCUCCUGGAGGAGCCGGCGGGCACGUACAGUAUGAUGAGGAGAGACGACGACUGGGGCAGCGAGCUGUCUACGUUGGAAUUGAAGCCGCCGAGCGGCUUCACGGACGUCCACGAGACCAGUGAGGCCGAGUGUGACAUCGACAUGAAGCUCAAGUUGCAUAGGAAGCGGUCGACCGGCCUGCACUCGAACAGCUCGCUCUCCAAGUCGCCCAAAGAUUUCACUAUCACCGUCUAAGUGUUUAAAUCAAAUAUCAAAAAGGAGAAGAAAAAACGAAAAAAAAAACGAAAAAAAGUAAGCCAAAAAACGAAAAGAUUUCAAUAAGCGAAACAUUGCCAAAGCAUGAGUGUUAUUAAGUCAAGUAAGCUACGAUUCUACGCCAUUCGAGGUUCUCGCGGUCGCUCUACGGAUUAGAUCACUGGAUGUUUGUCUUUUGGAGUGAAUACUAUCAGAGAGUCCGUUUACAAAUAAAGAGCUAUUUUUGUAAAAAAAUGACAAA
Molecule: messenger RNA, 6872 nt
Organism: Ooceraea biroi (clonal raider ant)
Lineage: Eukaryota; Metazoa; Arthropoda; Insecta; Hymenoptera; Formicidae
Product: Down syndrome cell adhesion molecule-like protein Dscam2
Biological process (GO): cell-cell adhesion
Molecular function (GO): protein binding
Source: RefSeq, a predicted model, not a curated record